Coffea arabica (coffee) is the source of this 2271-nucleotide messenger RNA. The record is from RefSeq and is a predicted model, not a curated record. Lineage: Eukaryota; Viridiplantae; Streptophyta; Magnoliopsida; Gentianales; Rubiaceae.
AUGGACCAACUCACUAAUAUGUACAGGAAUGUUGAGGUCCAAUUAGGGCAAAUAGCAAAUGCGGUUAACAAUCGCAACCAAGGGGACUUACCUAGUAAGACGGAGGUGAACCCAAGGGAGCAUGUGAAGGCUAUAACCCUCCAUAGUAGUAAGGAAGUAGGUGGGGCACUAGUAGUUGAAUGUGAGAGAGAAUGUGAAAGAAGAGAGAACAAGCAAUUGAGUGAGUUAGGAGAGGACGACAAGAAAAUCAAAGGGAAAGAAAAGACGGAGGAAAAUGAACCACAAAUGAGAGAUACAACACCAAUUCCUCCACCGUUGCCAUUUCCACACAGAUUGAAACCUUCAAGAAAUGACAAAGAAUUUGAGAAGUUUGUCAACAUUUUCAAACAAUUACAUAUUAACAUUCCUUUUGUUGAUGCUAUUUUGCAGAUUCCUUCAAACGUAAAGUUUCUCAAGGAGAUAAUGACUAAGAAAAGGAAGUUAGUAGAUAGUGAGACAAUUGCAUUAACAAAAGAAUGUAGUGCCAUCAUACAAAAUAAAUUGCUACGAAAGUUGAAAGAUCCAGGGAGUUUCACAGUUCCUUACACUAUUGGUAAUGUAGAAUUCUCUAAAGCACUUUGUGACUUUGGUAUAAGUGUGUCAUUGAUCCCUUUAACUGUGGCUAGACAAUUGGGGUUGAAAGAGUUAAAACGUACUAAGAUUUUCUUACAAUUGGCUGACAGGUCUAUUAGACAUCCAAUGGGCAUAUUGGAGAAUGUGCUCAUUAAAGUGCAGAAAUUCAUUAUUUCUGUUGAUUUUGUUGUUUUAGACAUGGAGGAAGAUGUAAAUGUACCUAUUAUACUUGGUAGACCAUUUUUGGCCACUGCAGGUACAAUAAUAGAUGUCAAACGAGAGAUGAGUCAAGUUAAUCUUGAUGAUGAUUCUCUUGAACUUUGUCUUAAUGGUGUAGGCCUACAAAAGGAACAAGUUGAAGAAAUGACUGAAUUUUUGCAGGCACAAGUUCCUUACAAAAGGAGAAAUGUAUAUGAGGAGUUAGGACUAAGCAAAGGGCUACCUCCACCAUCAUGUGAGCAAGCACCACAGUUUGAGUUUAAGCCACUGCCUAAGCACCUCAAAUAUGCAUUUUUUGGAGAAAAAGAGACAUUGCCGGUAAUUGUCAAUGCAGCACUGGAUGAGGAACAACUAGACAAGCUCUUACGUGUUCUAAGGAGGCAUUUAAAGGCUAUAGGAUGGACGAUUUCUGAUAUCAAGGGAAUUAGUCCAACUAUUUGUAUGCACCGGAUUUUGUUAGAAGAAAAUUCUAAACCGGUGGUUGAAACUCAAAGAAAGUUAAAACCAAAUAUGAAAGAAGUGGUAAGAGUAGAAAUCCUUAAAUGGUUGGAUGCUGGCCAUAAAAUUUCUUCAGAAGGUAUUGAGGUAGAUCAAACCAAGAUAGAGGCUAUUGAGAGAAUGCCUCCACCUAUCAAUGUGAAAGCUGGCAUUCGCAGCUUUCUUGGACACUUGGGAUUGUAUCAGCGAGUUAUUAAGGAUUUCUCCAAGAUUGCUAAACCUUUAUGUGAAUUACUUGCAAAAGAUGUUCCUUUUCACUUUAAUGAUGAGUGUUUACUUGCUUUUAAUAGGAUGAAAAAGGAACUUGUCUCCGCACCCAUAAUAGCAUCACUGGAUUGGAGCUUGCCGUUCGAAUUAAUGUGUGAUGCAAGUGAUUUUUCAGUUGGGGCUGUUCUUGGGCAAAAACAUGAUAAGCGACUUCAUGUCAUUUAUUAUGCAAGUAAAAUAUUAAAUGAAUCCCAAGUCAACUAUGCAACAACAGAGAAGGAGUUGCUAGCAGUGAUAUUUGCAUUGGAUAAGUUUAGAUCGUACUUAGUAGGAUCUAAAGUUAUCAUUUAUACCGACCAUGCAGCACUCAAAUAUUUGUUAAAUAAGAAAGAUGCAAAAUCUCGACUAAUUCGAUGGAUUUUAUUAUUGCAGGAAUUUGAUUUGGAAAUCAAAAAUAAAAAAGCAUACGAGAACUUAGUUGCUGAUCAUCUUUCUAGACUGGAAAACAUGCCUCAAGAAGACCAUUCCUCCAUUAAAGAAAAAUUUUCAGAUGAGAUUUUAAUGGCAAUUUAUAAGUCACCAUGGUAUGCUGAUCUAGUUAACUUUGUAGUUAGCGGAGUGAUACCAAGUGAUUUGAAUUCUCAUCAAAGGAAAAAGUUCUUAAAUGAUACUAAACAUUACUUUUGGGAGGAACCAUUCUUUUACAAACAUGGUGCAGAUGGAGUAAUUAGAUGA